Molecule: messenger RNA, 1390 nt
Organism: Phragmites australis (common reed)
Lineage: Eukaryota; Viridiplantae; Streptophyta; Magnoliopsida; Poales; Poaceae
Product: rac-like GTP-binding protein 3
Exons: 7
Coding region: 233-991 (252 amino acids)
Biological process (GO): cortical cytoskeleton organization; regulation of actin cytoskeleton organization; establishment or maintenance of cell polarity
Cellular component (GO): plasma membrane; cytoplasmic vesicle; cell projection
Molecular function (GO): GTP binding; GTPase activity; protein kinase binding
Source: RefSeq, a predicted model, not a curated record
AUGGAGAGAGAGAGAGAGAGAGAGAGAGAGAGAGAGAGGAGGGCGCUUCUCUAGGCAGUGAGGUGAGGACAGAGAAGCAUGUGACCCUCUUCACUCUGCCAAGAAGUCACGCACCAAACGCCACCAAGAAGGCAAGGACUCGCUCCGUCCCUCCCCUGCCGUCUCCUCGCAUCUUUCUCUCCCAUUUCUCCCCUUCUCUAGGUUGGAGAAUCGGAGAGAGUCGCGCGCGGCCAUGGCGUCCAGCGCCUCCCGGUUCAUCAAGUGCGUCACGGUCGGCGACGGCGCGGUGGGCAAGACCUGCAUGCUCAUCUGCUACACCAGCAACAAAUUCCCCACUGACUACAUACCUACGGUGUUCGACAAUUUCAGCGCAAACGUAGUCGUCGAUGGCACCACAGUGAAUUUGGGCCUUUGGGAUACUGCAGGGCAGGAAGAUUACAACCGACUGAGGCCUCUAAGCUACCGUGGUGCUGAUGUCUUCGUGCUUGCAUUCUCACUUGUGAGCCGAGCUAGCUAUGAGAAUAUCAUGAAGAAGGUACUAAAAUGCACUAUCUUGGUUUUUACUUUCUUAACACAUGUUAUUACAGUUCAAAUUUGUUUGGAAUUUCCUAGAGAUUUCAAUGUUUGUUUUUUGCACUUUCCUCUUCAGUGGAUACCGGAGCUUCAGCAUUAUGCACCUGGGGUGCCAAUUGUGUUGGUAGGCACAAAAUUGGAUCUUCGUGAAGACAAGCACUACAUGUUGGACCAUCCUGGUUUGAUACCUGUUACCACAGCACAAGGGGAGGAACUUCACAGACAAAUUGGUGCUAUGUAUUACAUUGAGUGCAGCUCAAAGACACAGCAGAAUGUCAAAGCUGUGUUUGAUGCUGCCAUCAAGGUUGUAAUCCAGCCUCCAACUAAACUCAGAGAAAAGAAGAAAAAGAAAUCACAACGAGGAUGUUCAAUGCUGAACAUCUUCUGUGGAAGAAAAAUGCUGUGCUUCAAAUCCUGAAUGAUUGAAGAGGUCUUGCAUGAACCAAUGUCGUGCGUGUGACCACAAGUUUGAGAAGCUUGAAGUCUGAAUGUGCUUGUUGCACAUGUGUAUAUUUGCAUCUUUUGGUUAUUAAUCACUAUGGGUAGAUGAUUGAAACUAGUCUGCUUAUGCGUUGCGCACUACUAGUGUGGUUAGCUCUCGGAGUUGGGCAGUUGGACAGAGGCCAAUGAGACAAGGAGAUUUUUUUUCUUUCAUAGCAAUGGCACAGCUUUUGUGACUCUGAUCUCAUCGUAUUGUCUGUUAGUUUAUCCCAAUGGUAGAAUCAAUCCAUAGCAAACUGUGUUGAAUGAGCUUUUACUUGUCUUGAGCAUAUAAUGUUCCAUUCUUAGUGAAAGAUUGCACUGAGAUUUUAAAGCU